AUGAGGGGAAGACACGACCAUGAAGCAGGGCCUUCCCACCGACGAACACCUUCUGCAACUUUCAGCUCCGACCCACAUCCGGAUUGGAGGACCUACCUUGAGCCAGCGAGACGUUCCGUUUCGCUCAGUUCAUCGCCUUCCUACCACAACUCCUUUGGACCUCAACAGGAAGAUGAGCCGCAGGACUCACACCACUCGCACCACUCAUUGCAGUGUUCGGGUUCUCAUCAUUCAUUCCAGAACCCCACACCUUACUUUCAGAGUCGUUUCAACCCGAUCGACCAAAAUGACGAACCAAUGGGUCAUAACCCAUUGGGGCCAGCAGACCACUUUCCUGAGUACCAGGACAUGGAUUUGGACGAUGGUCCAGAUCCCGCCAUGCCACCUUCUGGGAUGCCUACGCAUCCCAUAGAAAUUUCAAGCGGAUCUUCUUUUGCAGGUUCACCAUAUAGAGGCCCCGACAUAUGGGCCGAAAGGUGGAGCACUUAUAAAUGGGAGUUUAUUCCCCCUCAUCACAACUCACCUCCACAACAACAGGUUCCCUCUAAGGACCCACACUUUCAGGCGGUCACACCACCGCCAGCACCAGAGCCGCCUCCGCCGCCAGAACCGUCGAGGCGAAGAAGAACUACACGGAUGUCCGUGCGAGGGGGUUUUCAUUUGAGCACCCCCCAACAUUCCAGCAACUAUCCUCCUAUCUAUGAAGACCCACAAAUGGGCGAGCCUUCAAACGCCGUUUCUGAAGUCGACUCUGCACAAGUCGCACCUGCACCACCACCCAUGGGUUAUGAAAACCCAAUUCCAUCCUACCCAGAUGCAGCUGGGUACAACCCGUUUGAGCCACAAGCUUACUCGGUUAUAACUAUCAUGCACCUGCCGUCGACCAUAUGUCGAGGCAGCAAACUUUAA
Helianthus annuus (common sunflower) is the source of this 909-nucleotide messenger RNA. Its product is annotated as extensin-like. Lineage: Eukaryota; Viridiplantae; Streptophyta; Magnoliopsida; Asterales; Asteraceae. The transcript has a single exon. The record is from RefSeq and is a predicted model, not a curated record. Bases 1 to 909 code for a protein of 302 amino acids.